This is a messenger RNA of Tetrahymena thermophila SB210, 2259 nucleotides long. RefSeq lists its product as hypothetical. The transcript is spliced from 2 exons. NCBI's taxonomy places the organism in Eukaryota, Ciliophora, Oligohymenophorea, Hymenostomatida, Tetrahymenidae. The record is from RefSeq and is a predicted model, not a curated record.
AUGCUUAAGCGAGAUAACUAAAAUAGCUAACCUAAGAUUAAGGGUCCUUUGAUAUUUGAUGAGAAUAAAUGGAACAAUAUACCAGAGUGCAUUAUCGCAUUCUUUAACAUUAUAAAUGAGAAAAUAGUAGAAAUAGAGAGUAAUCACGUUUUACUCAAAGCAAAAUAAGAAUAAAAUUUUACAAAACAAAACUAGGUUAUUAACGAGUGUAAAACAAUAGCAGAAGAAACUCAAUUGAAUUUUAAUUUAACAAACCAGACUCUCAAUGCUAAUUUGAAAGAAGUUAAAAACAAAUGUGAAAAUUAAAAUACUAUGAUGAGAAUAAAAAUGGAAGAAGAAAUAGAUAAGAUUAAUAAGAGAUUAGAUGAUAUUAGCAGGGGAGUAAAUAUGAAAAUCUAAGAUAACAAUGAGCUUUUAGUUUUAAUUAAAAAAGAAGCUGAUUCAACUAAAGAAAUGUUUAAACAAGCAAUGGAAGAUUAAAAAAAUGAAGAAAGAAUUAUUAAUAUUGUUACAACGAGUCCAUAAGUUUUGGAAUUUAUUACAAACAAUCCUGGAAUUUAAGAUUAGUUAAAUCAAAUUAAGGUAUAAGCUAGUAAAGAUGCUAUUUCAGCUUUAGAUAAUAUUUUUGGCAACAAUAAUGAGCAAGAAAAUAGCUAGAAUAAAGAGAAAUCUGUUGGGUUUUUAGAAAAAAUUGAGAAUAAAACUAAAGAAAAUAUUAAAAGGGAAAUUAAAUUAGUUCAAGAAACUAUUGAAAAAUAGUAAACUGCUUCUAAUGAUUUGAUACUUAAUGCAGAAAAGGAGUUAAAAAAUAUGUAGAAAUAAAUUGAAUAAAUUAGCUAAAUAACUAGAAAAUGCGAAAAAGAAAGAAACAAUGUUGAUUUUGUUAAACUAAAAAACAAAUAUGACCAGCUUGAAUCACAACUUGUUAAUUUUAAUGAAAAUUUUGAAAAGAUUCAAGAGAAUAUGGACCUUAUUUCUUAGACUCUAAGUCAUAGACUCAAUGAUAAAAUAAAACAGAGAUCUGUAACGCCUAGUUAAAUAGUUAGAUAAAGCGGUACUUAAGACUCAAAUUUUUCCUAAAAAUUAAAUGAUCUCCCUUCUUUUUCCUCAAAUAAAUUAAGCGAAUAGCAAAACCAACAAAACGAUAACAAAUAAAUUGAGUUGCAAAUUCCAACUUAAAAUUCAUCAGUUAAAGAAGAAAUUUUGUAAGAAGAAGUAACUCUUGAAGAUAAACUGUAGACACUCAGUCAAAGGUUAUCUCUACUUGAAUUAUAAUUUAACUAAAUGAAAAUAGAAAUGAAAGAUGAAAAUAGUGACGAAGAUAAUACUUAAAAAAAGAGUAACUAAAAUGACACUUCAAAAAAUUAUUUGCAUAAACCAUGGCUAACAGGUUAGGAGGUCAUUUUAAAAGAAGGCGAUAAUUUAGCUAUAAAAGUUUUUUAAAAGAGUUAGCAAAUAAAUAGAAAAUCAAAAUAGUUAUAAAAUAUGUAUUAAAAUCCACAAGUUUUAGCAAAAAAAUAUAGAAAUAGCAUUCUUGGAUAAGAAAUUGACAGUCUUAAAAUGAAUUAAAAUAAAGACACAGGUGUGAGAACAAAUAGUAAUUCAAAAAUUUAAGAUCCAUAACAUAAUCCACAUAAUUUGACAGCAUAUUACAAAUAAAAUUAUGCUUUUGACUCUUCCCCUGAGAAAUCUAAAAAAAAUAGUUUCAGCAAUCUCAAUUCGUAGAACGAAUUUUAGUUCACCAAUGAUUUAAUAAAGUCAUAAUUGGAUAAUUAUUCCAACAGAGUAAAAACUCAAGGGGAAAAUCAUGCAAAAAAUGAAUUUAAUCUGCUAGAGAAUUAAAAAAAUUAUAACAGUUAAGGUGAAAUAGAAACAAAAAUAAAUCCUAGUAAUAACAACUAUUUGCCUCCAGCACCAAGAUCGAGAAAUAGCAAAACUUUUCAUUCUGGUGCAAAUACAGCCAUAACAUCUAACAUCUCUUAUAUCAACUAAUCAGCUGAUUAAACAAAUGUUCAAAAUACAAACAACCACAAUAGUUUUUUAUAAAGCAAUAUCACUUCAAUGCCCUAGUCAAACACUAAUUAAUUUUCUAUGGGCUAAAAUGUAAAUAAUUUUCAACUAUAGAAAGCUCCAAACUAGCAUGAAUCGCCUUUGAAUUCAUAUAAAAUAGCCAAAAACGUAAUGAAAAACACAAAAUUAAAAUCUUUCAGAAUCUCAUAAGGAGUUUCAUUUGAUGCUAUAAAUUUAAGCAAAUUUUGA